CUCUUCAUGUGUCGCCCAAGGAACGAUGGCACUUCCUCUGGGUCGCUUCUUACCCUCGCUCUGCGGAGUCCUCAUCUCCCUAUCCCUGGUUAUCACUGACAGCGGAACGGACUUCGAACGAUGUGGCAUCGGACCGGUUUUGACGGGGCGAAUCGUCGGUGGCAAUGAAACGGAGCCCAAUAAAUGGCCUUGGCAGGCCUCUCUCAUGUUAACGCAUCCCCAGUAUGGUAAAGUGGGGCACUGGUGUGGUGCCGUCGUUAUACACAAACAGUGGGUCAUGACAGCAGCUCACUGCAUUUUGAACCCACUGUUCUCCCUACCCCAGCCCGUGUUCUGGAAGGUCCGAGUCGGUGAACACAACCUCAAGCUGACGGAAGGGCCAGAGAAGACGAUACAGGUGUCCGAGGUGCACUUCCAUCCCUGGUACCACGCCUACGACAAAGACAUCGCCCUGCUGAAACUGGAAGAAGAAAUGGAAUUCAACGACUACGUUCGAGCCAUAUGCCUGCCGGAUGAGGAUGCCGGAUAUCUGGGCAUGAGAUGCGCCGCCACAGGCUGGGGAAAAGUUGAUUUUGAUAAAAGAGGGUCCAAUGUUCUUCGAGAAGUUGAAAUUCAAGUCUUAGACAACAAUGUGUGCCAUGGAGCUUAUUAUCCAACGUAUCAAAUUCCUAUCAAAGGUUGGCACUUGUGUGCUGGUGAAUUAGAAGGUGGCAAAGGAACAUGUCAGGGUGACUCCGGCGGGCCAUUGCAGUGCCUGAUGAACGGACGCUACUACGUUGCAGGAAUCACUUCCUUUGGUUCUGGAUGUGCUAAAGAAGGUUUCCCGGACAUUUACACCAGGGUGAGCUACUUCGCCGACUGGAUAGAAGAGAUCAUGAGCCGACCUGAACCGCCUCCUGGAAAAUAAGUGCCAUUGGUUUCAAACUCGGACGGUAAUGGAAGGGUGGAACAACAACGGGAAAGCAAUCAUUUGGAUCAUCAACUCUCGGAAGUCAUCAUUUACAACUCAAAAACGAAUUUCCAAUAAGUCAUUUUCAUAAACUCUUGUAACCAUUUCAAUUUUUCCCACUGUGUUUGUCUAAAAUAGGGAGCUCUUAAUUCAAGGAACAAUCAUUGCAUGGUUUAUAGUUUAUUUUUUAAUACUGAUGGGUACGCACAUGCUCCCUAGAUAUAAAUAGAAGUGGAAUUCCGCCUUUUCUACGACAGACUGAAUUAGGAUUGUUUUUGUAUAAAUUUUUUACUUUCAAGAAAUAAAAUAGAUAUAUUAUAAUGAAAGCAUAACCACGACUUUGAAAACCAUUGGGUUUUCAUAACCAUCUUGA
Messenger RNA from Uloborus diversus, 1322 nucleotides. RefSeq names its product trypsin-2-like. NCBI's taxonomy places the organism in Eukaryota, Metazoa, Arthropoda, Arachnida, Araneae, Uloboridae. The coding region runs from base 26 to 907 and encodes 293 amino acids. Gene Ontology annotation, biological process: proteolysis. Gene Ontology annotation, molecular function: serine-type endopeptidase activity. The record is from RefSeq and is a predicted model, not a curated record. The transcript is spliced from 6 exons.